Elgaria multicarinata webbii is the source of this 2382-nucleotide messenger RNA. RefSeq names its product cytosolic phospholipase A2 epsilon-like. Gene Ontology annotation, biological process: glycerophospholipid catabolic process. Gene Ontology annotation, cellular component: cytosol. The record is from RefSeq and is a predicted model, not a curated record. The transcript has 20 exons. Lineage: Eukaryota; Metazoa; Chordata; Lepidosauria; Squamata; Anguidae. The coding region runs from base 21 to 2348 and encodes 775 amino acids. Gene Ontology annotation, molecular function: calcium ion binding; calcium-dependent phospholipid binding.
UCCAUGCUACAGAGACCACAAUGGCAUCACUCAGCAGUGCAAAAGAGAUGGAAGUCUCUCCUUGCAAUUUGCUGUCUGUGAAAAUUAUACAAAUAAAAAAUUUACGAAAGGCGGAUUUAUUUAGCCAGUCUGAUUGCUAUGUGAGCUUGUUUCUGCCAACGGCUUCAUUUAAAAAGUCCUGGACUAAGACUAUUAAGGACUGUAACAAUCCAAAGUGGAAUGAAACUUUCUGCUUCAGGAUACAGAAGAAGGUCAAACUUGGAGAAAAUGUUUGCCUCACAUUUCCAUUGGAUCCAAAAAUUCAAGAGGAGCUGGAGGUAGAAUUUAGCCUGGACAGCAUUCCCGUUCCUGAUGAGCAUAUUGUUACCAAUGGCAUAUUAGUGUCUCGUGAAAUUUCCUGCUUGGAGGUACAAGCGAAUGGAGGAAAGAUGAUGGAAAAGGAAUCAAGAGAGAAAAACUUCACAUUUACCAUGCAAGGAUCCUUUGAAGAAACCCAGGAGCUUUCGUUAGGGUCUAAGUUGCAUCCUGCUGAUCCUCUUGUGUUUCACUACAUCAAGUAUAUGGAAUCUGCACUGGUAAUUGAACUACCAAGGAAGUCACAUGCUUGUUGUUCUAGUGGAAAUACAGAUGAAAAAGUUUGUCUCACUUUGCCGGUGGAUUCACUUCAUACAGAAAAGGAAGUUACUUUAUCCAAGGACAAAAAAAUUGAUCUAUGUGUAAAAGUAAAAGAUUGGCCAAAAGACCUAGAUGUGCGUUUGGGAUAUGAGCUAUGUUUGGAUGAACAAAUCCUAAUACACAAACGGAAGAAGAUUGCUGCAGUUGCCCUGAAAAAAGCUCUCUGCUUACAGAAGGAUUUGCAGGUUGAUGAGGUGCCAGUGGUGGCUGUUAUGACAACAGGGGGUGCCGCCAGGGCAUUCACAGCUUUACAUGGUAACCUAUUUGGUCUUCAAAAAUUAGGCCUCCUAGAUUGCAUUUCAUAUAUCACUGGAUCUUCUGGCUCCACCUGGGCCAUGUCAAAUCUGUACAAACAGGCUGAUUGGUCACAGCGGGACCUUUCAGGGGCAAUUGCAGAGGCCCGCAAGAAUAUGACCAAAUGCAAGCUGGAUCUCUUUUCCAUAGAAAACUUAAAGGAAUACAGUAAUGCACUGGAGCAGCGGCAAAAGGAAGGCUACAAAACAUGUAUUACUGAUCUUUGGGGGCUUUUUAUUGACAAAGCAUUAAGCGAUGGGACAUGCAGCGGCACGCUCUCCGAGCAGAAGCAUGCCCUGAGUCAUGGCCAGAAUCCUCUGCCUAUAUACAUGGUUCUUAACACCAGGAACAACUACAGCCUUCCGGAAUUUAAAGAAUGGAUGGAAUUUACCCCCUUUGAGACUGGAUUACUAAAAUAUGGUGCCUAUGUUCGUUCUGAGGAUUUUGGAAGCAAAUUCUUCAUGGGUCGUCUAAUGAAGAAGCUUCAAGAAUCUAGAAUCUGCUUCAUGAAAGGUCUGUGGAGUAACGUUUUUUCCUAUAACCUUCUGGAUUCCUGGCGUGCACUUGACACUUCAGAAGAAAGCAUUUGGCACAGAUUUACCCGGGACAAGAUAAAGGAUAUAGAAGAAAUGCCUCCUCAACCACCAGGACCACAAGAGUUGAAUACUCGCCUCGUUAUCCCUGCCUGUCCAUUUGCUAAAGUCCUUCGUGAAAUCAUAACACAGCCCUUAACAACUCCAGAAUUCUAUAAUUUCUUAAUGGGAUUGCAGUUAAACAAUGGGUAUCUAGAUAAUGAGAACUUUCAUAUAUGGAAAGAUACCGUGUUAGACACUCUUCCUAACCAGUUGACAGCUACCGCAGAAUACCUGUUCCUUGUUGAUACUGCAGCCUAUAUAGAUAUCAGCUACCCACCACUCCUGAGGCGAGAGAGAAAAGUGGAUGUCAUUCUGCAUUUAAAUUAUUCUUCAGGAUCGCAAACCUCAGCUAUAGCUGAAGCCUCCAGAUACUUUUCCAAGCAAGGGAUUCCUUUCCCCAAAGUAGAUUUGAGUAAUAUUAAGGACGAGGAUCUGAAGGAGUGCUAUGUUUUUGAAGAUCCCAGGAAUCCGAAGGCACCUAUUGUGGUUUUCUUCCCUCUCAUAAAUGACACCUUCAAAAAAUACAAAGCACCCGGUGUGAAACGCAGCCCCUUUGAACUGAAACAAGGUGAAGUGGAUUUGACUAGUCCCCUGUCUCCAUAUGGAUUACAAAGCUUUCAGUACACGGAGGAGGAUUUUGAUAAACUGGUGGGACUGACAAGCUACAAUAUUCAGAAUAAUAAAAACUUGAUAUUCCAGGCUUUGCAAAGAGCAAUAGAAAGAAAAAAACACCAGGAGGAAUAGGCACCAUAUCAAAACAAAACAUGUUUGGUAAAUG